AUUCAUUGUAACGUAAAACAUCAGUUGAUUAAGACAUGUGAAACCUAGAAUGAACGAGGAAAAUACCAAAAUAAAGCUCUACUACUGUUAGCCCACUGAUAUAAUACCGCUUUGCCCAUAUCUACGCUGUCAUUUGGUGGUUAAUAAAUAAGCUUGUCAAUUAUUUUUGUUGAAUUGAUCUAGGCCCGGUUAUUUCCAUUCGCACGCUCAUAGACAAAAAUUAAUUUUAUCAAUACUAAAGUCAAAUGGACUACCGAGAUAGUAACGGGUACUUUCAAGAAGACGUGUUAAGAUUACUCGGGCGAUCGGGAACAACACUGAGCACGUCUGGCGCAUUUAUUGAAACGCCAGCUCUGCCCACUACGGCCCAGCCAUUGACAUACCGCAGCAUUCGUAGUGGGAACUUUGUCGAAGCCAAUGAUACACUCUCCGAGACAAACAGCGAAGACAUUGGCUAUACGGACGACGAGAGCGACGCUUCGGUGACAUCUUCCUUUGACAUGGAGUCCGAGUGGGAGGAGGUCAAACAGGUUCUGUACACGACCUUUAUUGGCAUGUUAAUGCCCGUUGUAUUCCGGUAUGUCGGACGGCGGUUGACAUUCUCUCUGUGGACCAGUUUUCUCAAAUCGUACUUUAAAUCCCACUAAUUUUGAAGCGAAAAAGGCCUUGUAUUUUCACUUUGAAGCAAAAAGAUUGCCCUCCGGGAAAAAAAAUGGUGUGCGUCAAUAUUUUGUUAUUAUGCUCAACAAAAGCCGCAAAUAUAUGCGAGUGCAUUUGUGAGUCACUGCCGUCAAGUUUUGCGGGCCUGGGUUUAUUUGACAAACCCUGUCUGGGCUAUUUGUGAGCAAUCGAAGCGAUUGACGCAUUAGAAAAAUACAAAAAAAAGUUUUGAGUGUGGAGGGAGGGACAAAGUGACACACCAAGCAAAAUAAAAAUUUUGAUUCAAGCACUGACCGACCAGCCAGCCAACAUAGCAUUCUGGUGCUUAUUUUUUAUUUCAAGGGAAGCAAUC
Kickxella alabastrina is the source of this 1012-nucleotide messenger RNA. RefSeq lists its product as uncharacterized. NCBI's taxonomy places the organism in Eukaryota, Fungi, Kickxellomycota, Kickxellomycetes, Kickxellales, Kickxellaceae. Gene Ontology annotation, biological process: protein insertion into mitochondrial outer membrane; mitochondrial outer membrane translocase complex assembly. The transcript has a single exon. Bases 246 to 647 code for a protein of 133 amino acids. The record is from RefSeq and is a predicted model, not a curated record.